Messenger RNA from Cataglyphis hispanica, 5575 nucleotides. It is a transcript of the gene dpr12, whose product is annotated as hemicentin-1. The record is from RefSeq and is a predicted model, not a curated record. Gene Ontology annotation, cellular component: neuron projection membrane. NCBI's taxonomy places the organism in Eukaryota, Metazoa, Arthropoda, Insecta, Hymenoptera, Formicidae. The coding region runs from base 919 to 1806 and encodes 295 amino acids. Gene Ontology annotation, biological process: synapse organization. The transcript is spliced from 7 exons.
GUUUCCGGUCGGGAGUGAGAUCCGAUGUGAAACGAGUGUCGGGUAUAUUGAAUCCAAUGACGUACGAUUGCCGUGCAGUAUUAAUUAUCGCGCGAUCACCGGCCGGUACGCGACACUAGUUCUUCUGUUUACUCGCGUAGUCGCUCCUUCUUACAAGCUGUAUACGUCACAGGUCACAGUCUAACGGUACUCGUCGCGCAGUUCGGAGAGCUUGUUGGCUCCGCGUUUCGCGCGGUAUUUUUCCGAUCGGGAGUGAGAUCCGAUGUGGAACGAGUGUCGGGUGUAUUGAAUGCAAUGACGUACGAUUGCCGUGCACUAUUAAUUAUCGCGCACGAGUGUGAUUAACAGCGUCUUACGAUAUUUUCAAUUCUGCCCCUCCUCCCUCUCCCCUCCGCUGCAUCGUGGCAGCGAACGGGUGCUACGCUGCAUCUCGUAUUCCCGUGUCGUUUAUUCGGACACGGCAGCAUGCGUGCGAUCGAACAUUGAAGAUAUAUCGGGCAGAUCGGUGAAUUAAGAUACUAUUAUCGCUCGCAAAAUGCAAUAUCCGCGAUUGUCUCUCGCCUGGCGUUGCGGUUCGCGAGCUUGACGUGAAGUUGCCGCUGCAUAUUUUUGAAUUUUUCGCAUAUAUCGCGACGCGCAUCGAUUUCGGGAGUGCCGUGAGAAAUAACGGAUAUUUUUAUUCGCGUUAUAAAUAUCGUAUCCGCGAUAUGUCGUGUGUGCGCGUUAAUCCGCAGGACUGUCGCAGGUGGCAAUGGAUCGUAAUCAGUCGUGUUUUUCCGAUCGAUUUGCGUUGACGCGAAUAAUACGAGAAAUGGUGGCGGUUAGUGAGAAAACAGCGCCGAGGAAAUAUUUCGAGUCGUGAAACAUCAUUCGACGAGAAGACGGCGAAUCAGUUGGAGGACUUGGAACCUCGCGAAGAUGCGGGACCGGCUCUCGUGGUACAUGGUCUUCCUGAUCCUGCCGACAAUCCUCUUGGCCAGGUCGCUCGAUAAGGAUCGACGCGUACCCUACAACAUACCGUCGGAUUGGAAAGCCCUCUGGUUCAGCAAUCUCGACGAGCUGCAGAGAGUGAACGAUGCGAACGACAACAACACCGUUUCCAACGUCACAGUGCAAUUGGGCGGCACCGCCUUCCUCCACUGCAAAGUUCGCAAUUUGGCGGAGAGGACCGUUUCCGAUGCCGAGAUAUCGUGGAUCCGGCGACGCGAUUUUCACGUCUUAACAAGCUCCAUGUUCACAUACACGAACGACGAGCGAUUUCAAGUGCUGCAUCCCGAAGGCUCAGAUGAUUGGACUCUUCAAAUAAAAUACGUCCAGGACAGAGAUAACGGGACAUACGAGUGUCAGGUCUCGAGAAGUACAGGGAUACUGUCACAUUUUGUCAAUCUAAAUAUAGUGAUACCAGAGGCGUUUAUAUUAGGAGGCGAGGAGCAUCACGUCGAUGUAGGCUCUAUCAUAAGCCUCGUAUGCAUAAUAGAGAAGAGCCCGACGCCGCCGCAAUACGUGUUCUGGUAUCACAAUAACCGGAUGAUAAACUACGAUACCACGCGCGGCAGCGUGACCGUACAAACCGAUCCAGGACCAACUCAGAGCCGGUUGACGAUUCGCCAGGCGGUGGAAUCCGACACGGGCAAUUACACAUGCAGCGCCUCCAACACCAAGCCGGCAUCGAUCUUCGUCUUCGUCACCGAAGGUGACAAGAUGGCAGCGAUACAACGUCGCAAGACGUCGGCAGCGAAGAGGAAUCGGGCGGGCGUGCUGUUGCCGGCGUUACUCAUCGUAACGGGCGUCGUUUUAGCGCGAUAAGCGUUUCACUUCGAAAUGUCCAUAACUAUUACACCAUUACUUCCGUUUGUGAUAGAUAGGAUAUUACUCCCGGGACUAUACAGAGUCCGCCCGCCCUCCCCUCUUUUUCACCCUCCCAUCCUCGUCUGUUCUCGCUUUUCCCCAUCAAUUUCCCUCUGCUCCCCCCCCCCUUCCCUCGCGGAUCUUCUUCCUCCUCCCCUGUCUAGUUUCCCGUCUUCCAUCUUCCUCCUCCAUCCCCCUCUUUCUUCGCUCGACCCCCUUACAUCCCUUAUUUACCUUAGCUGAGGUUGCCGCCGGCUGGACUACUUAGAUAUGCGAGAUUUUCGUGGAAGAUUGCGCGAUUGCCUGUUCCAAGUCAUUACGCGCGACGCGCAUGCGACUCGAAUUAUGUAAAUACUCGCCGGGUCGAAUACGCCACGACGACGCGAAUUACGUAGGCCAGGUCUGUCCAACUUCCGGGUGCGCUGCCGAUCGUUCACUCUCACCAGAUUCAGAUUCAUCAAAUCAGACGGAUGGAAAAUUUAUUUGGUUAGUAUAAACGGAUCGAUUGCGUUAACAAGGUGAGACCAUAUUUCUUCAAAAUCGUAAUAACGCGAGAUACAUAAAUCUUUAAUGUGUGUAUGUAUAUGUAAAAAUGAUGCAAGCGAUAUUGUUUUGUUUAAAGAUAACAUUUUUACUUUACCGUUGCAUUGUUACAAGUUACAAUUUUAUUUCUUGCACUUGCAUUACUCAGGAUGAUAUCGUAUGUAAAUAGUUUACAUUAACUAAGGAAAUUUGAUUAGAUUUUGGAAAUGUGCUCAAAUGAUCAAUAUCCUCUUUGAAUAAAUCGAGAGUUAUAAGACUCGACUUUGCAAUAAUGUAAAUGACAUAAUUUUAAUUAUAAAGUAAUAUAAUAUUAAACUGAGUCGAAAUAUUAUCGUAGGAUGAAUAAAUGACCUAUUAAAUUCGAUAUGAUUCGAUUUUAUCACGAUAAGAAUAACACACAUUAAGUAGAAAUAGCAAUUAAUAUAUUUAUAACAACAACAUUAAUCGCACAUAUUUAUUUGCAGCGAAUAUCUCGAGUUAACUCAAGACUAUCUAUUUCAGUUCCGCGCAAUUUCUUGAAUUGAUAAUAGCAAUAUAAAACGUAUGUAGUUAUGAUACAUAUUUAUAUUUGACAGUUAAAAUAAUCACUACAGAUAUUUCGAAUCAGUUGUAUAUACAAUCUUUUUUUAAGUGUGCUUAAAUAAUAUUCAUUUCCAAAGUCUGGAGAAUUUUCCUUGAGGUGCACUAUAUUUGCGAAUAAAAAUAAAAAGUGGAAAAAUAUACGUGGAAAUAGCAGUCAAAAGCAAAAUCGCCACAUUUAUAUCGAAAUGCAAAGCAUAGGUCUCUGCUCACGUUACAAUGUUUGCAUUUCUCGUUUCUAAAAUAAAAAAUUGUUACGAAAAAUUGCUCGCUUUACAAGCGUGCGAGUUUAGUUCGGUGAAGUCGUCCGCCUCUUUCAAUAUUACGAUAGCGUUGCGAGACGAAGAUCGCAGCGCGUCAACAAACGCGAAAACACGUUUAUUGCACGACACGACGUCACACGCGUUUAUUGCACGCGAAACAAACGCGAACAAAGCGCACAUAGGAUUGCAAUAUGCGGAUGGAGCGAGCGCCGGCACGUCAUUAAAGACCGUCAUUAAGGCACCUCGCGGCUGCGUUAUUACAGCUUAUACUACUAGAUGGAUCAUCUGCUCGUCGUUAUAUCCAGGAAAGCAUCGAGAAAGUUAGAGAAGAGAAGAUCCUUACCAUUCCGUGGUUGCAACGUGGUAUUAAGUACGUUAGCAAUUGCCGCAAGUUUAAAACCUCAGCAAUAUCAAGGUAUAUUCUAUUAAAUAUAACUACUUUGUAUCUGUACGUAAAAUUACAUAUCUGUCUUAAAUAUUAUAAAUAUUUAUCUUUGUUAUUAAUAUCUUUUAAAAAGAUCCUAUUAUGUAACGACAGAAAUUAUUAAUCGAUUGCAUACACAUACUACAAUUUUUAUAUUUUUAUUAAUAAUAAAAAAUAAGCAAAUUUUCUUAUAUUACACAGAUGAGAUAAAAAGAUGCUUCUCUCUAUUUUGAUAAUACAAGUAAAGAAUAUAAAGUCGCACACACACACACACACACUGUAUCAUGAAAAUAAUAUCACACCACGUGCGCCGCUGAAGCUGAAUAUUACUUUAUAUAUGAUUGCAAUUUCGCGUCCUUGCGCGAAACGUGCGCGUGAAUUUUAGAACGUCCUACAUAAGAAAAGUUAAACAAGUGGUAUCCACACACACACACGUAUACCACUUCUUGUGUUGAAUGUUGAACAACCAACAUGGUGAUGUAUGUUGCAACGGCCGUUCUUUCGAGCCACGUGUACUUCUGAUCUUAAAAUUGCACACGAGCGUAACAUCGUCUCCCUUGUCAUUGAGCUGAACUACGUGAAGCAAACAUCUCAAGGAAUAUAGUUUCACGGCGCACGUUCUUUUCACUUUUAUUCCCUGGCUCAUCUAUUAUUAUAUUAUCGAUUUAUAUAAAGAUAACAAUUGAGACGCGACCACUUGCAACAAUAUCAAUCUAUACAUUGAUUAAAAUAGCAGUUUAAAGAUUUCAAGACACAAUUGAACUAUUACGAUGAAUCGCAUGAUGAAAUCUUUUUUUUACGUUUUCAGUUUUUUUUUUUUUUUUUAUGACCUUAAUUAUAUAGAAAUUAAGACACGUGUACGUAUGUAGGUGAGUUAUUGUAUACACGUAUGUUCUUCAUUAUUUUUUGUAAAAAACAUUGGACCUGCGAUCAAUUUUAUCCGUAUUUACAUGUUUUUUAUAAAAUCUUUUAAGAGCGAACUAAGUAUCGUUGAGGCGCGCUUAUCGAAUUAAUUACAAGCUGAAUAUCAGCUGAGUAUCAGUCAUUGAGCAUUAAAUAAAACCUACAAGUUGGACAGGCUUGACCGUCGUAGGCUCACCGAGCGGCGGCAGAAACGUGUCGUUUAAAGGGGCCUCCGGCGUUUCUUUUGAGGGCCCACAAAACUAUCACGUAGCAUUGUUUUUUCUCGCCUGAAACACUGUACACAUCGGAUACACGUAGCGAAUAAGGCGAUAUUCAACGGUUCUUUCUGUAUAUCCUAAUUUAAGGCAAGAUUCGUGUGCAAAGAUAUGAAAGAAAAUGUAGAAGACAGUAGGGUAAAUGGUAUUUUUUGUCGGGAAUCGAAUUCUUUCUCCGCGUUACCUUCGUUAUACAUAUGCGUUAUUCAGACGACAAAGAGAAACGUUUCCUGAAAACGUCUUGCCCUUUCCAUGCGCAAAGCAGAAAUAUCUCAAGGGAAGCUUGCAAAUGGAUAAAAUUAUCCAAGGAUAAUAUAAUGCGGUGUUUAAUCCUUGAGAUAUAAAUAUGUAGUCGCGGUGAAAUCUGAGCGGUUUGUAAAGCAGUGAGAAAACGAGAGGUGUAGGAUAACGCGCGCAAUUAAAAUGUGAAACGCGAAUCCAAAUUCUUCAAAAUUUAUUUUAGACGCGAAAUCUCACUUAAUAAAAUUUUGUGGAUUUGAUAUUCAAUCUAUUUUGCCGCCAAGUCACGUACGUUGCGUUAUCGAUAUUAUAUCCUUGAGCACGAUCUUUAUGUUAUGACGCAAUCUACAUCAUUAUAUAGCGAUUUAUUAUAGUAAAAAUACAAUAUGCGAUUUAAAAAAUCUUGCAAUCAAUUUUCUAUUCUUUGCAAUGGCAAGAUUUAUUGUUAUUGAUAUCGACAGAAAUAUUCAUCGUAAUAAUUAUAUUCACUUGAAGUUUAA